AUGAGUCUUCUAUCAAGAUGGAGCACGGUUGCUUCGUCCACACACGGCGCCAGGCCUGCGCUCCGCUGUCGCUUGUCUCUCCCCAACACCAAUAUCCGCCAACAGUCCUCCUUCUCCGCCGUAUGGCGCGGCCUUCGCACCGAGCGAUCUGGUCGCCGUGAACCUGGUUCCUCGGGCCGCGGCCGCUCUUCUGGCUCCCGAUCUUCUGACUUGCCGGCAGCGCGUCGACCGUCUCGCCCUCGAGAUGGAGGUGGCCCCAAUGGCAAGGUCGACUUGGCCGCCAGCAGCCUGGGCGGCGGGCGCACACACUACAAGCCCAAGAAGGCGUUGCAAAAGAUGAGGGAGAGGGAGGAAAUGGACACAGAGGGCGGUCGUAAGACGCGCAGCAAGCGCUUCAACAACCCGGAGUACUCGUUUGGCAAGAAAAGCCUGGUGUAUCAGCUCAACAAGGGCGAUUUCCAGGACAAGAUCUCCAAACUGGUCGACGCGAAACGGACCGGGUCCAGCACGGCGGCCGGCACGUCGGAGAGGAAAGAUGUGCGAAGAGAGGAGGAUCCAUGGAAGCGCAUGUCCAGCUCGACCGACGACAGGCAGCAAGCCCGCAGCCGCAGGGGCGCCUCGGGCGACCGGCGACCGCGGAAUGCACAGCCUUGCCCGGCCCGGGACGCAGCCAGGUCAGAGGGGCCUCGAGGAGACGACGGUGCCUUCAGGCGCAUGCGCUCGACCUCUGAUUACACGCCGCGCGAGCGGGGAUCCCCCGCUGCCGGCCGCAGCUUUGGGCACUCGGACGUAACAAAGCAGCGCGCCAGGGACGAGCUGCGUGAGGAAGACGACGACGCCUUUUCGCACCGGCCGGCGUUCAAGGGACGGACAAACAACUUUGCGGCGACCCUGCCGCAGUCGACGGCCGCCUCACAGUUCCUCUUUGGCCGAUGGCCCGUCGCCGCGGCGCUGGAAGGAGGCGCGGGCGCAGGCUGUACCACCUCUUAUGUCUAUUGCCGGGCAGCCAACAGGGAGGAACGCCCAACGAUCCCCGUUCGGCAACGCCUCGGCCAAGAAAGCCACGGCGUCCGGCGGGGCCGGCCGCACAACGGCCUCGUCCUUGAGGUCUCACCUCUGCCGCAGCUCCCGCUCGUCAGCCUGGGCCCCGUCACCGAGGACGGCUACACGGUCGAGAUUGCGCACCAGAUGAGGGAAGACGCAGAGAUCAACGGCACCGAGCCCUUCCAGGCCUGGGACUCCCGGGCCGGGCACAAACCCUUCGUGCUCCUGUUGCACGAGGUCAUGGACCCGGGCAACCUGGGCGCCAUGCUGCGGACGGCACGGUUCCUCGGCGCCGCAGCCGUCGUCAUCACCAAGCAGACGUCGUCACCCAUCACGCCGACAGUCGUCAAGGCGGCGGCGGGGGCCGCCGAGGAGCUGGCCAUCUUCUCCGUUGCCGACCCCGUCGCGUUCCUCGAGGGGUCGCAGAAGGCCGGCUGGGAGUCGUACGUGGCCGUCGCACCGGCGUCGGGCAGCAGCAACAGCGCCAGGCAGCAGGUGACGGCCGACGAGCUCGCCGAGGAGGAUCCCCUGCGGGAGAAGCCGUGCAUCCUGGUCCUCGGCAACGAGGGCGAGGGCCUCUCGCGAAAGAUCAUGUCGAGGGCGAGCCGCCAGGUGACUAUCCAGCGGCAGCCGGCGGGACGCAGCUCCGUUGACAGUCUGAACGUCAGCGUGGCGGCGGCGCUGCUCUGCGACGCCUUCACAAAGGGUGCGCGGGCUGUGCCGAGGAGCUUCCAGCAGAAGCUCAAGCUAGACGAGAAGAGGGCGCGCGGCGGUGAGUCUCUUUUCUGA
This is a messenger RNA of Verticillium alfalfae VaMs.102, 1833 nucleotides long. RefSeq names its product rRNA methyltransferase. Lineage: Eukaryota; Fungi; Ascomycota; Sordariomycetes; Glomerellales; Plectosphaerellaceae. Gene Ontology annotation, cellular component: mitochondrion. Gene Ontology annotation, molecular function: RNA methyltransferase activity; RNA binding. The transcript has 2 exons. Gene Ontology annotation, biological process: rRNA methylation. The record is from RefSeq and is a predicted model, not a curated record. Bases 1 to 1833 code for a protein of 610 amino acids.